Messenger RNA from Mastomys coucha (southern multimammate mouse), 3214 nucleotides. It is a transcript of the gene Mettl15, whose product is annotated as methyltransferase like 15. Gene Ontology annotation, molecular function: rRNA (cytosine-N4-)-methyltransferase activity. Lineage: Eukaryota; Metazoa; Chordata; Mammalia; Rodentia; Muridae. The record is from RefSeq and is a predicted model, not a curated record. Bases 635 to 1855 code for a protein of 406 amino acids. The transcript is spliced from 6 exons. Gene Ontology annotation, biological process: rRNA base methylation.
AGAAGUCCCUAGUUCAGUGUUGGAGACAGGGCUCUUUUGGUGUUGAGGUUGUGGGGAGUGAAUCUCCUGCCUGUAAGGAAACAAGCCCCUCCCUCAACUCCCUCGGGUGUACUUGUCUGCCUGGCUUUGGAGAGCCCCAGUUUUCCCAAUCUUCCCUUUGAAUAUUGGCCAGGAGAGGAUGGGAUCCUUUGACUAAGGGGCGCGCAUUCCUCCCUUUUCCACUUUCCCCCGCCUUACCUUCACCCCCAGCCCCUAGGUCGCGUUUCUAGCCUUAAAAUUAGAGUUCUAACAUUUCUUCUCGGGGCUAACUAAACGUAAUUGUUAGCAUCCUGAAGGAAGUACUAUUUAUAAGGCUCCUGUUUGUAUUCCCACAAUUGAACAAUGCCAGUCUUGUGGUUUCCACAACUUCAGGGAACUUUGCCGGUGUAGAAAAGUUAAAUGACCUACUAACAGUGCAAUCUGUCUUAGAGGCCAGGUUUCUGACUGGCAGUAAAUUAAACAAUCUCAUAAGACUGCAGAGAGAUCUGCUUUCUUUGGUAGGAGACUGGGCUACAAAGAAGAAGUUUCCUUUACAGUUUGCACUCAACGAUUUUUAUGGCACCAUCCCAGCAAAGGGGAUAUCUUGACCUACAGAAUGCUUCGAUAUCCACAUUUUUGCAGAAUGUAUACUAGACUGUUUUCACACUUUGUGGAUUCUGGUGCAUUGAAUUUGAGUGUCGGACCCCACACAAUCCACACUACAACAGCAGUGCAUGCUGAGUAUAAAGCUUCGGCAGGGAUAGCUCUGUGUGGCACUCAGAAGGUACACAGAUCUGAAGAGAAAAGUUCUGAAGCCAUGGCUAAACUACAUAUCCCAGUAAUGGUGGAUGAAGUUGUUCAUUGCUUGACACCACAAAAGGGACAGGUUUUUCUAGAUAUGACAUUUGGUUCAGGAGGACACACAAAAGCCAUUCUUCAGAAGGAACCAGAUGUUACUGUCUAUGCCUUAGACCGAGACCCAGUGGCUUAUACGAUAGCUGAGCAUCUUUCAGAACUGUAUCCGACACGGAUCCAAGCUAUGUUGGGCCAGUUUAGCCAGGCAGAGGCAUUGCUAAUGGAAGCUGGAGUGCAGCCAGGGACUAUGGAUGGAAUCCUUUUGGAUCUGGGGUGUUCCUCCAUGCAACUUGAUGCUCCUGAACGAGGUUUCUCCCUUUGGAAAGAUGGCCCCUUAGACAUGAGGAUGGAUGGAGACAGGUACCCUGACAUGCCUACUGCUGCUGAUGUUGUGAAUGCUUUAGAUCAACAAGCACUUGCAUCCAUCCUAAGAGCAUAUGGAGAGGAGAAACAUGCCAAAAAAAUUGCUUCUGCGAUCAUUCAAGCACGCAGCAUAUACCCUAUCUCUAGAACCCAGCAGCUUGCCAGCAUUGUUGCAGGUGCCUUUCCUCCCUCUGUUGUCUAUGCAAGAAAAGACUUGCUACAAAGAUCCACCCACAUUGCUACCAAGACUUUCCAAGCCCUACGAAUCUUUGUGAACAAUGAGCUUAAUGAACUUUAUACAGGACUGAGGACCGCGCAGAAGUUUCUGAAAACUGGGGGUCGCCUGGUUGCCCUCUCCUUCCAUUCCUUAGAAGAUCGUAUUGUCAAACGCUUUUUGCUUGGGAUAAGCAUGACAGAAAGAUUUAACCUGAGCAUCAGACAGAAGGUAAAGCAAACUUCACAGCUGGAUUUGGAUCAUGAGACUGAGGAGAGCAGCUCUGUAAGAGCUCCUCUGAAGUGGGAGCUGAUACACAAGAAGGUACUUACUCCAGAAGACCAAGAUGUCCAAGAGAACCCCAGAGGGCGCUCAGCCAAGCUCAGAGCAGCCAUCAAAUUAUGAAGAGCUUAUUAUUUGAUCUACAUGUUUUUACUCAAUAUUUCUAUUUUCUUUUCUAACUUUAAACUGUGUUUCUGAAUAUAAUAUAAAGUAUGGGGCAGUCUGGACAUUAAUAGUAUUUAGCUUUUAUUUUUUUUUCCUCUGAAGAAAAUGUAGGAUGUUUUAAUAUGACAUAAAAAUUUUAAUUCAGGGAGCAGAGUCUUAAGAAUGGAAAACAGGGCAGUGGUGGUGCAUGCCUUUAAUCCCAGCACUUGGGAGGCAGAGGCAGGUGGAUUUCGGAGUUCAAGGCCAGCCUGAUCUACAGAGUGAGUUCCAGGACAGUCAGGGCUAUACAGAGAAACCCUGUCUCGCAAAAAAAAAAAAAAGAAAAAAGAAAAAAAAAGAAUGGAAAACAAUGUUGAUCUCUAUAUGUUAAUUAUAAAAUGCAAUCCUUACUUUCAUGAAGAAAUGAAAGAACUAUGACUUUAUAUUAAUCUGAAUUUGUAAACUCAACCUGCCAAAGAAAAUGAUAAUGAUAUCUAUAUGCCCUAAAUUCCAAAUUGAGAUAUUCACAUUUGCAGUGGACUUUCUAUGGCUUAUAUAAUUCAUCAUGAUCAUGGAAUAAAUUAUAAUUUCUCCUACCACAGCUUUCUCAAAUGUAAGCUUUUUACAAAUUUUUUAAUUUUCAACAUUAUUUAAAAUAUGCCAUACUGAUAGUCUUCACUAGUGAUUUUAUUGUUCAUUUGAAGGCAUUUUUCAAUAUGAUCCAUAUCUCAUAAAUUGCAAAGCAUGCAUAUAGAACUGCCCUUACAACCCUCAUAGAAAAUCUGAGGUCCAGAACUUCUAUUUGCUGUCAGUCGUAUAUAUUGCGGGAUUGGUCCAAUAUCUUUAGUAACAAUGUAAUCACUUGUUUCAUCUUGCAUUUUUUGUUUCCUUAAUUAAUUUUUAAAUAUUAUACAAAGUGGUAAGUUUCACUGUGGCAUUUUCAUAAAAAUAAAGCAUGAUACUAGUUUCAUCCUUCCCACUGUUCCUCUCUCUUUCCUAAUUCCUUUCUCCUUCAUUGGUCUGUCCUUUCUCUAAAAUAGCCUUAUAUUCUGCUUCAUGUCACAAGUAUUUAUCACCCUCCAGAUCUCUUCCUUCCCUUUAACCUUCUUUCUAGUUGUGUGUACAUAUAAUAUCCAUGUAUAUAUUUAUACAUAUAUACAUACAUGUAAGUUUAAAUCUAGUUUCUUUUUUUGCAUAUGAGAAGAAAUAUGUAGUAUUUGUCCUUCCGGAUCUGAUUUUUUGCUUAACAUAUCCACUUCAUCAUUUUAUUGAAGAAUCAAGAAUAAAAUAAUCUUAUUAUUUCUUUAUGACCGAAUAAAAUUUCACUCUUUAUAUGUG